Messenger RNA from Trypanosoma rangeli, 2148 nucleotides. RefSeq lists its product as uncharacterized. The transcript has a single exon. Lineage: Eukaryota; Euglenozoa; Kinetoplastea; Trypanosomatida; Trypanosomatidae. The record is from RefSeq and is a predicted model, not a curated record. Bases 1 to 2148 code for a protein of 715 amino acids.
AUGAGUGAUGCUCUCGCAAUACUCGACGGUGCCGCGGCAUGCGUGUCGGCGUUGCUGAUGCCGGAGGAAUUGGGGGCUUUAAUUAAUUUCUUGCGUGGGGAAUCGUGGGAGGAGGUGUCACCAACACCACCACCAUCUUCAUCCACGACGACUCCCACUGCGGUCGACGGGGAUGUGAGCUGGCGCCUUCCGAAUGUGCUGAUAGGCUGCUACAACCUCAUUCCGCUAGCAAUUGCAGCAGAUGUGUCGCUUGUUUCCGUCUCCUCCUCCGGCGAGAGAGCAGCGCUCGUGCACAACUUUGAGCGACACGAGUUCCGUGUGUUCGCUGUCAAUUUGAUGCCGGAGGGAUGCCCCGCUGAGGAUUCUGUGCGUCAUAGGGGUGGGAGCGGUAGCGCCGUUGUCCGGCUGAAUUGCAUGGAGGCGGCACAGGCCUGGUGUGACUCCGUGUAUGCCGAGAAGGACGGUUGCCCUGCCAGAAGCCCAAUUCUGGCAGGAAGCAAACGCAGUCGGGGUGAGGCAUCCGCGGCCUCCCCGCCACCACCCUCCAUCGCGAGGCGUCAACACACCUCGGGGCCGUGCACGCGACGGGCGCUUUUUGUUUUGCGUUGCUGUGCUAAUGAAGGCGCCGCAUGCCGCGAUGAUGUCGGCCGGGCACGGCCCUUCUCCGAUCCGCUGAUGUUGCUUCUCCACGACAUCAGUGCCCUGGCGGCGUUGUGCCGCGCCAGGGAGGCCACGUACCGAUCCCGGAUCCAAUUUUCUGUCCUCCUGCUUCCGGAUGAUCUUGCGUACGGCGGCGCACUCUUGGAGGAGGCCCUGCGUGAGCCACUGAGUUGUGAGUACUGUGUGAAGCUUUUUCGCGGGUCUGCUGCUUCUGCGACGCGGCGCGACGAUGCGGAGCGGAGAGCGUUCAUUUGUCGCCUUGAGACUUGGAUGAAUGUCCCGACGGCUUCCCCACCCCCGGGUGACGCCGAGGGAGGAAAGGAAGGGGUGACAAGGCGGGAACAUCAGCAGCAGCAGCAGCUGUGUAGUGGAGCGGAAGUUGAGGUGGCGGAGAAGACACGGCAGCGGGAGUCAAGUUUUUUCUUUGUGCGUCGCGAGAAUCUACCGCUCUGUUGUUUUUUGCGGGAGGCGCUGCGUCGUUUUCCUGUCAUCCUGCAUCCGGUGGCGCUUCGUCACCUCCAGGCGUUGUGGGCAACACGGCGUCAACUUGGUGAUGUUGUAACGGGUCUGCACGCGCUGCUCUGCCCCUUCGCCCACUUUGCGUCUACGCGUGACCGUCGUCUGUCCGCCACAUUGGCGUCGCCUCCUGUUGGGCCGUCAAUGACUGAUACCACAGCAAGUGGGGGAAACGGGAGUGAUGGCAUCUGUCGUCACGCAGACACCGUAGACAUUCUCAACGCUCUAUUUGUCGCGGCGGGUCAGUUGGCAGAUGGAGAGUUGUUGAAUGAGGCGGUGACAUUUGCGGUCUUGUACGAAGACAUUGUGCGGAAGCGGUCGAUGCGGCUGCAGCGAAUCCCAGGUUUUGUCUCGGUGCUCGAACGACUGUGGCAGAGGUGGGGCAAUGAGAAGGAAAUGGCCUUUCACGAGGCGUUGGCGUCGUGUGUGCCGGUGUACACGCCAAGCAGCGCACUGCAGAAUGAGUUCUAUCAUUCCCCACGAGAGGAGGGGGCGGAGGAGGCGAGGGCAGUUGUUAGCAUCCCCGCAGCGAUGCAGGUGCCCGCGGCAAAGACGCCGCUUGGGGCGGAGUUGAUGCACUCCGCUCUACUUGCAGUGCUGCCGCCGCAGGAGUCACUGGAGGAGUUGAGGCGUGCUGUAGGCCAAUGCAGCAGCCACGGUGGCCCGCGUGGGGAAGCGGGUGAGUGCCGUCACGACUGCAACGGUGCAGCGGCGGUGCAGGGGUGGGCGCUGUCUGAGAACAACUUUUUUAACCCCUCCAUUCCGGACUCUGUGCGGCUGCUGCAUCUUCUCACCGCCCAUGCGCUGGGGCAGAGGAGCUCCAGGCAGAGGUACGUUUCCUUCGCUCUGCUGCAGCGCGUCUGUCAGAUCCCUGACGAGGCGCUGGUGCGGGCGUUGAAGGAGCUGAAGCUUGCGGGGCUGGUGAAAGUCAACGGGCGCGACGCCAAGGUUAAGGCGACGCUGGACGGCUGA